AUGAUGCAAAACGUACUCCUGUCGACCUUCCUUUGCCAGCUCUUCGCUGUGCUCGCCUUCGCCGCACCGAUUGCGGACGACACUCUCUCGACGACCGGUCACGAUAACCUGGGAUACGGUACUGGUGGAGGGAUCAUUGGACUGGUCAUCUUGAUUCUCGAUAUAAUCGUCGUCGUCGAAGUUCUCAAGUCGAACCGUCCGCCCGCCUCCAAGUUGCUGUGGUGUCUCGUCAUCUUCCUUUUCCCCCUCGUCGGAAUGGUCAUCUACUACCUGUUCUCAAACCGUGGCGCCCACAACAGCGGAUCCUACGAGGUUCUGCCCUAG
Ilyonectria robusta is the source of this 324-nucleotide messenger RNA. RefSeq lists its product as uncharacterized. The record is from RefSeq and is a predicted model, not a curated record. Bases 1 to 324 code for a protein of 107 amino acids. NCBI's taxonomy places the organism in Eukaryota, Fungi, Ascomycota, Sordariomycetes, Hypocreales, Nectriaceae. The transcript has 2 exons.